Molecule: messenger RNA, 2943 nt
Organism: Phytophthora nicotianae INRA-310
Lineage: Eukaryota; Oomycota; Peronosporomycetes; Peronosporales; Peronosporaceae
Exons: 1
Coding region: 449-2845 (798 amino acids)
Molecular function (GO): protein binding
Source: RefSeq, a predicted model, not a curated record
UGGUGUUGAAAAAAUCUCCUGUUAGAGAACUCUAUAGUAGAUGUUCGAUAGGAUAUUUUCGGAGAAGAAGUACUGCAUUGUCUGGGUUUCCAGAUGGAAGUAUGAAUAUAGGUAUGUCUGGGUUCCUCGAGCCUUACCGAAGUAUCUACUGCUUUUCGAAGUGGUGAGAGAUGACAUCUGCCAAAUCUUCCCCUGUUUUCUGUGUUCUAUUGCUGGCAACGUAGACCUCGUACAAGAGCUGGUUUACGAAGACCUGUCCCCAGCUUCAGAGGCUCAAAAGACAAUCGAGGAACCAGCUCUGACCUGACCCUAUUCAAAGUCCAAAGUCGACAGGCUUCCAUCUCGCCGCUCUCACUCUUCACUCUCUAUCGCGUCGCAAACCUCUCCAUCUGGCUGGCUGGCUUCCGGUGUUACACAAGCCUCGAACAACAAGCUCUUCCCAGUCGCCAUGAAGCGCUCGUUCCAGCACGUGUCACCAGCCAAGUCCGACGUCGAUGAAAGCGAGCCCGUUGCUAGCACUGCGGUCGCCUCCAGCCACGAUACCAACCUCUUCGGACGGGCACGGAAGCACAGGGUGUUGUGCCGCUCGAAACCAUCGACUCUCGAAGUGCACCCAACACUAAAUACUGGCCACCUCGCGUUUUCGAGGAUGUCGCCGCUUGCUGCUCCUCGGAAAUGUGGCGACUUGGAGGCUAACAUCAAGGAGGAGGCGUUGCUGUGUCUGGUGCUCUCGUUCCUCAACGUACGUGAUCACCAGACUAUUCGACAGACCAGCCGAUCAUGGCGACGACGUUUGCAAACUUUGGACUUGGAUCGACUCGACUUGUCAGCGAAAACGUCACCCGUAUGCACCCGUACACUGGACCGUGCAUGCCAAGGAGUAUUGCAGAGCUACAGUCGCGUUCGUCGCCUUGAUCUAUCGGGCCAACGUUCCCUUACCGACCGAGAUCUGCUCGUAUUAACGUCAAGCUUUUGGGCACACUUAGAAGAGAUCGUCGCAGAUGACUGUCUGGAGAUUUCGGAUUUUGGGUUACUCGCCGUUCUCAAUGCUCAAUCGCUUCGGUUGCGCUCGGUAUCGGUGCGUCGAUGCAAGCGAGUGACUGGUGAACUGUUUGCUGCUCAAACCUCACCACUGAAGCAGCUCACAGGAUCACACCCCUCUCUGACGAGUCUCAAUCUGGACGACACGAGUGUGAGUCGUGACUUUAUCUCACGCGUUGAAGCUCAAUUCCCAACGCUCCAGAGUUUGAAUGCUUUGCACACACCAGCCCACCGAUCGUUUUUCCAGCAGAACCCGACGUUAAAUGCGCUGCUGCGUGAACUGCAGUUACUGGUGAGCAACGAGCUCGUUGACUUACCGUUGCUGCCUGCUCUUCUUGAUGAAUUUAACCGGUGGUGCAGUGGCCGGCGAGGACGGGAAGGUGGAGUCUUCGAACGUACUUUGGUUGCCAGUGGAGCACGUGCUUUGCUAGACGUUCCAUUGCUUCUCACUGGUAGUGAUGACUCCAACGUUGACAGCCCUAGUGAAGCGGAAGACGGCGUGGCUUUGAUGUCACCACUGCUGUACGCGUGUGCCAGGGGAAGGACACGUCUCCUACCAGUUAUUCUGGCAGCAGGCAACGGUACUGCGUUCGACUUGGAGAAUACAGACAUCGACGGUCACUCGCCAUUGAGUCUUGCAGUCGCCAACGGGCUUACGGAAGCCACCCGACUGCUAGUGCGAGCUGGGUGUGACGUUAACACUCGUUCACUGAGUUUAGAAUCUCCGCUCUACCUGGCCUGUGAACACGGCUGGGAUGUUCUGGUGGACAUGUUGCUUGAUGCAAACGCUCAAAGGGACUGUGCUGUGGCCGGUGGUGCGACGGCUUUGUGUGCUGCCGCCAAGAACGGCCACCGGUCGACCGUAUUGAGACUUCUUGCAGCUGAGCGACAGGCUGAAGAUGAAGCACAAGUUCGAGGUCGCAUGGCUAAGCGGCAACUGGUUCAAGCUUUAUUCCUGGCUUGCGAAGGUGGCCACUUGUUCGUGGUCUCUGAUCUCCUACUGCUCACCGAAUUGGACGCCAACGUUCUCAUGGAUGAGAACGUAUCGCCGCUCUAUUUGGCGUGUCAAAUGGGGUAUGAAGCCAUCGUUUCGCUGCUACUGGAGCGUGGUGCCAAUCCCGCUUUCCGCCGUCCGAACGGUGGAGUGUCCUGCCUGUACAUCGCUGCUCAGGAGGGACACGACCAGAUUGUUCGGCUAUUACUGCACGCUGGAGCUGACGCCCAUGCCAAGAUGGAUGACAUGUCCACUGCACUGCACAUUGCUGCCCGUAUGGGACGCAAGGCCGUCUCCCGUACGCUACUGCGUUAUGGAGCUCGUCUAGAUGACCAGACUCGCUCCGGAUUAACGGCGUUGUACAUUGCAAGCGAGGAAGGUCACGCCAAGCUGGUUGAGUUUCUACUGGAGGUUGGAGCUGCUCGUGACAUCCAGACAGUUAGUGGCGCGACGGCACUUUUCGCUGCUGCGCACCGCGGUCACUAUACCGUGGUGGAAGCUCUGCUACUUGGUGGUGCGAGCGCCACAGUCUCCAAGCACAACGGUAUGAGUCCUUUGGAUGCUGCAACGCUAGUAGGCGACAUCAAAAUUGCUAAGUUACUGCUACGCUUCGGUGCGCGCGUGGGAGGAUUGGCUCUACACCUUGCAGAGCGUCGACGGGAUGCCAGCGAUCUCCAAAAUAUGCUGCGCACUCGUUACUACACUCAGCACUUCGCACAGGGUGUCACGUCCAAUGUGACUAGCAUUCCGCCUACUCCAGCUCCCACUUCGACCACAGCGUCGGAGAACGAGACCACCCGGGUCCGUUAGAAGUAUCAGCGUUUUCACGCUGAGGUACAUUAGCAAUAGAAAAGCAUAGUUUAUCGUAACAUUUGAAAAUGCUGUAACUUUUUGUACUUUUCGCCAAA